AUGCAGACCGUGCCAGGCCGAAUCUGCCAGCGAUCUGAUCUUGCAAUAAGGUCUUAUGGGGUUGCAAUACCAAAACUCCGUCCUUUUUCGUCCGGAAAGCUACCGGAGAGGUUGCCCACUGCAAAGACACAGCGAGCUGCAUCUAGAAAUCUUGCCAAGAGUAGAAAAGGAUUCAAAUGCAGAGCUGCUGCUCCUCCAGCAAUCAGGGAGCGGCUGAAGAUCGAUAUUGAAUAUGGGCUCAAACGCGGCACCACAGACAACAGCUACCUUGUUCGGGAUGGAAAAGAUUUCAUCCUGAUCGAUGUGCCGGAUGAGAACUUUAAAGAAGAUCAUGUGGCAACGCUGGAGCAGACAAUCCCUCUGCAAAGCCUCCGGCGGAUUGUGGUGACGCACCUCACGCCGAAGCGGCUGCCCUCGCUGAGAGCGCUGCUGGAGCGGAAGCAGGCGGCUGGAGGUCCACUGGACAUCCACCUGUCCAACCCUGCCCUGCAGCUACUGCGCUCAAGCCUGGGUGGCGACAAGGAGGGCGCGGCGCUGCUGUCAUCGGUGGAGCUGGUGGCCGCGCGUUCAGGGGCGUCACUGGAGGUUGGCACAGAAAUUGCGCUGAAGCUUAUCCCCUGCCCGACCCCCCGCUGGCCCGACCUGCUUGUGGCCUACAGCCCCGGCGACCGCCUGCUCUUCACCUCCAAGCUCUUCUCGGCCCACGUCAGUCCUGAGAAGGCGGGUGAGGACAGGGGCGAGGUGACAGACAAGAAGGGGUGGGAUGCAUACCGCAAUGACUGGCGCAACUUCUUCGAGUGCAUGCUGGCCCCGGUCGCCCAGCAGGUGGAAGGGGCGUUGGAAAGGCUAGAUGUGGUGGCUGCGCCAUCCACACAGAGCGGCUCACCGCUGCAGGCGGUUUUGGAGGCGCUCAGAGCCACGCAAGCCAUUCUCGAGGCCUCGCAGACAGCCCGCUUUGGCGCCAAGAGCAUGGGAGUGAGGGCUACAGGCGUUGGAAUGGUGGCAGCAGCGCUGUGCCCCAUGCAUGGCCCUGUUGUCCGAUCCAGCGUCACAGAGCUGGUCGGCCAGUACAGGGAGUGGACGCGCGCGCAGAUCGCUGCUGCAGAGCAGGCCAGCGUGGCAGUGCUGUACGCGUCAGCCUACGGCAACACCGCGGCUCUGGCGCAGGCCAUCAGCCGAGGCAUCACCAAAGCAGGUGUGGGGGUGAAUACUCUGAAUCUGGAGGUGGUGCCCCUGGAUGAGGUCAGCCUUUCCAUUAGCAAGAGCGGCGGAUUUGUCAUCGGCAGCCCCACGCUGGGAGGCCACAUGCCCACACAGGUGCAGACGGCGUUGGGAGCAGUGCUGAGGGACGCCAGCGCAAAGGAGCUGCCCUGUGGCGUGUUUGGCAGCUUUGGCUGGAGUGGCGAGGCCGUGGACGAGCUGGAGAGCCGCCUCAGGGAUGCGGGGUUCCAGCAGGCGUUUGGCGCGAUCCGGGUCAAGUUCAAGCCGACGGCCAAGGACAUGCAGAUGGCCGAGGAGUCCGGCACGGAUCUGGCGCAGCGGGAAGGGAAGGCGACCGGAACAGAGCAGGCUGUUGGCCGAGUGCUGGGCGCCAUGUGCGCAAUAACUGCCCGAGACGAUGACGCGCAGUCAGCCAUGCUCGCCUCAUGGAUAUCCCAGGCGAGCUUUGAUCCGCCGGGGCUGUCUGUGGCGGUGAAGAAGGACAGGGCAGCAGAGGCGUUGCUGGCGGUGGGCUCAAAGUUUGUGGUCAACAUUCUGGCAGAGGGCAAGGAGAAGCCGGUGAUCAAGCAGCUGCUCAAGCCCUUCAAGCCUGGCGAGGACCGAUUUGAAGGAAUGGACACGCAGGUGUCCGAGGCGACAGGCUGUGCUAUCCUGCCGGGCACAGCGGCCUACUUGGAGUGCAGCGUGGCCGACAAGCUGGAGGCAGGCGACCACUGGGUGGUAUAUGCCACUGUGGACUCCGGCCAAGUCACAGAGGAGGGCGCACUCAGCGCUGUGCACCAUCGGAAGAUCGGCACCACCUAUUGA
Coccomyxa subellipsoidea C-169 is the source of this 2028-nucleotide messenger RNA. RefSeq lists its product as hypothetical. NCBI's taxonomy places the organism in Eukaryota, Viridiplantae, Chlorophyta, Trebouxiophyceae, Coccomyxaceae. The coding region runs from base 1 to 2028 and encodes 675 amino acids. The record is from RefSeq and is a predicted model, not a curated record. The transcript is spliced from 16 exons. Gene Ontology annotation, molecular function: electron transfer activity; FMN binding.